CGGUAAUAGCCGUCGUGUCUUCGGUUUUCGUCUCGCCAUAGUAGAAAAUGGCGACCGUGAUCAUUUUGAUGUAACGAAUGUACUUUUUGAAGUGCGUGUAGUGAAUCUAGUAAAAUAAUCGCAGCAGUUUCGUUGUGUUUCGUUUGAAUGAAAGGCAAACAUGCAGAAUGUCACACAAGAAUCGUCGCCAGAUAAUCCGAAAAUAGAUAAAGUGAACGUCCAGCACGAAAUACCGUCGACUCCCCAUUCAACUUCCAACUCGAGUCCCGCAAAGUCCGAGACGGAAACGUAUUCAGAACAUCGCCGAUAUAUGUCCGACUCGUCGGAAAGCGAAGAGGACAGUGUCUCAGAGGAUAGCGCAUGUUCGUUUGAAGACGAGAAGCUAAUUGACAAACUAUUGGAGGAAGUAACGGUCGAAGUGGAGUCAUUUAUGAUUGAUCAGGAGUUCGAGGAGGAUACUCAAGUCGUCGCCGCUAAAUAUCUUCUAAAUCCGGACGAAGAUCGCGCCGUUGAUCCGGAAACUCAAGCUCGACUUGAGGCUCUCCUUCAAGCUGCAGGAAUCAGCCAAUUAGCAGCCAAAGAUGGUAAACAUCUAGCAGAUCCGGAAGUUUUGCGACGUUUAACAUCGAGCGUAUCGUGUGCAUUGGAUGAAGCAGCCGCUGCUCUGACUCGAAUGCGUUCGGAUAACCCUCGCACCCAGCCAGAGAAAAUCUCUUUGGUGGAAGCUUGCACCGACGGUGAUGUCGGAACUGUUAGAAAGCUUCUAACAGAAGGUAGAUCCGUACACGAAACGUCUGAAGAAGGAGAGAGUCUCUUAUCGCUCGCGUGCAGUGCUGGAUAUUAUGAACUAGCGCAGGUUUUACUAGCGAUGCAUGCAAACGUCGAAGACCGAGGCAUCAAAGGAGAAUGCACUCCUUUGAUGGAAGCGGCAUCAGCCGGCCAUCUCGACAUCGUCAAACUCCUAGUGAAACACGGCGCCGACGUCAACGCGCAAUCCACCUCCGGCAACACCCCACUCAUGUACGGCUGUGCCGGCGGUCACACGAAAGUCGUCGAGUUCCUCCUGGAACACGGCGCUAACGUCGAAGACCACAAUGAAAACGGGCACACGCCCCUCAUGGAGGCUGCCAGCGCCGGCCACGUCGAUCUCGCGAAAAUUCUCCUGAAGAGAGGCGCCGGAAUCAACACUCAUUCGAACGAGUUUAAAGAAUCGGCGCUGACGCUUGCGUGUUAUAAAGGACAUUUAGAAAUGGUGAGGUUUUUGUUAGAGGCCGGAGCCGAUCAAGAACACAAAACGGAUGAAAUGCACACCGCAUUGAUGGAAGCAUCGAUGGAUGGGCACGUCGAGGUGGCUCGGCUCUUGCUCGAUUCAGGGGCUCAGGUUAACAUGCCGACGGACAGCUUCGAGUCACCGUUAACGUUAGCGGCGUGUGGGGGCCACGUGGAUUUGGCCAUGUUGCUCAUAGAGAGGGGGGCUAACAUCGAGGAGGUCAACGAUGAGGGGUACACGCCGCUGAUGGAAGCCGCGAGGGAGGGCCACGAGGAAAUGGUCCAUUUGUUGCUGGGACAAGGGGCGAACAUCAAUGCUCAGACUGAUGAAACACAGGAGACAGCCUUGACUUUGGCUUGUUGUGGGGGUUUCACCGAGGUCGCGGAUAUCCUCUUGAAAGGGGGCGCCGAUAUCGAGCUAGGGGCGUCUACGCCGCUGAUGGAAGCGGCACAAGAGGGCCAUUUGGACCUGGUGAAGUUUCUGUUGGAGAACGACGCCAAUGUUCACGCUCAGACACAAACCGGCGAUACAGCGUUGACAUACGCUUGCGAGAAUGGUCACACCGACGUCGCCGACCUCCUCCUGCAAUACGGCGCCGACUUGGAGCACGAGUCUGAGGGAGGUCGGACGCCGUUGAUGAAGGCGUGUCGUGCCGGUCACUUGUGCACUGUGCAGUUUUUAAUAUCUAAAGGUGCGAAUGUGAGGAGACAAACGACGAAUAAUGAUCACACACCGUUGUCGUUGGCGUGCGCCGGGGGUCAUUUAGCUGUGGUGGAGCUGUUGUUGAGUCAUAAUGCCGACCCGUGUCACAAAUUGAAGGAUAAUUCCACCAUGUUGAUUGAAGCGGCCAAAGGAGGACAUACGAACGUAGUGCAAUUACUUUUAGAUUAUCCGCAUUCUAUGCAGCAUAUGAUGAUCAAUCAACAUCAACAAGGGGCUACGACGGCUACCAAUCUGUCCAUGCUUCCAGGACAAGUUGGUAGCCCUGAUUCGCCGAUCACACCCACCGUGCCCCCGCAACCCAUCAACUUUUUCCAAGCACCUCUAGGCGGCGCUCUGCAGGAAGUUCCCGAAGCCGUUCGGAUAGUCUCUCAGGACGAUUCGAGUCCGUCGCUGGACGUAUCCAAACAGCAAGUAUCCACCACCUCGAGUCGAACAUCCGAAAAUCAGCAAAAUCAAACCACUUUUAGAAAAUCCCUAUUGGCGAAAAGUCGUUCAACCGGCGCUGUCUUCGACGGUACCUUAACUUCGGCUGAAGCCCAACAAGUUCGAACACAACCGUUACCUUUGACCGAUUUCGAAGAGGAUUUCCUCAACAAAGAAGAUCCAAACAGUACGCUAAUCGAUUUUAUCAAAUGUCGUAAGAAACAAUACAAUGUAGUGUCAUCUGACGAGGGUACAACACAAAAACAACAGAUUCUUGAGGAGUUGCAUCGGGUUGAACGUGAACUUCACGGGAAGCAAUCUUCUCAAAGCCAUCUAUUUCAAUAUGCAAUUCCUCAAGAUCAGUGCACUGCUGCUAAUAAUAAUACACUGCCUAUGUUAAAUAUUGACAUUGCAAUGCAACAGCAGCAAGGGCCAGGCAUGACAAGUUCCAUGUUUUCACCCAAUCUACAAGUCCCCAAUACUUUCUACACAGGAGGAGCGACGUGUCUACAGUCACCUCUCAAACUAGCUGUAAGCGGAGAUACGAAUACAUUCACUCAAAAUCAGACCCAACCGGCGUUUUAUUUUACGCCGUUGACGACCACCGUCGCGUUACCCACUGCCAGUACGACCACCACUCAACCGAUCAAAUUUCAAAGUGUUACGUCACAUGCAGAAGUUAGUCAGAACACGGCGAUCAGUGAUCGACCGAAGGCGAAGCCGGUCUCAAAAAAAGAAGGCAAGAAUGUCAGAAAACAACAAUUACAAUACCAAUCGAAUUUAUACGGGCAACAAAGUCAGGUGUUCAGUCCAAUUCAGUUGCAACAGCAACAAGUCAAGUCUGGUGAAAAGACUUUAAAUAUUUCGGAAGGUCUGAAUGUGCAAAGUUUAGAUUUGGACUCUUUAGAUCAGGAGUCAUUAGUGUUGAAAGAGGAAAGUCACGAGAAUCUUUUAACGGCUUCGAUUUUACAACAGUUUCAAAAUACGUCGAUUAGAGCAGCUUUCGUCGGAUCACCGCAACCGAAAACGCGUUCAGAUCUCUACGAUCACGUACAAGAUGGUAAAGUGACAAAAUUAGAACUAUCCGAGAAAGAUUUUUCUACAGUGGAUGAUGUCGUUCAAACGCUUGAAUCUUUUAACACAUCUGAUAUCAGCGACCAAAGUGUAAAUCAACAUAAUCUUCAGGUACAACCCUAUCCUAGCGCUAUCGACGAAACAAUGCUGGCCUCCUUCGGCGGCCAACAGGACCUGCAAAACCAGAGCGACUUAUCCCGUGUGGAAUACUUCGCUGUGCCCACCAACGGCACCCAAGUCCCAGUUCACACCCUUUACGAGCACUACCUGACCACUGCAGGUAUGCCAAACAAAGAACAAAGCGGUGCUAUCUACCAAGCCGGAUUUCAAGCUGGAAUUAAUCUAAUGCAGCAACAAUUAGCAUGUCCGAGUGCAAGCACGAGCGAGACAACCGCGACUGUGGUACCAACAACCUCAAUACCGGGUACGUCCGCACAGCCCUAUAUUACACCACAGGUGCCCUGCAGUCACGUGGUGAGCACUGCGCCCCCACAAACAGGACAUCAUUGUCAAGCCUCGUGCACGCAACACCAACAAUUAGUUCAGACGCACCAACAGCAAAGUCAUCAAGUGCAAGCUGCAACACAGACGACCCAAGCCGGCGAUAAGAAGAAAACAGUCGAUGGGAUGAAAGUGAAGAAGGGACGGGUAAUCAGGCAUCAGAAUCAGAACGUGCAAGGGAAUAAUUUCCACCAGAAUCAGAAUUUUCAAGUUGGGACAAAUAACGCAGCUAUAAACCAGUACAACGGCUUGGCCCCCCAAUGUCAAACCUCCUUGCCAUGCCUCGACGUAGACUCCAAAACCGACAGCAACCACGACACCGCUCUAACCCUCGCUUGUGCCGGCGGCCACGAAGACCUGGUCGACCUCCUCAUUAAUCGUGGAGCUGACAUCGAACACCGCGACAAGAAGGGAUUCACUCCGUUGAUCCUCGCUGCCACCGCCGGUCACGAGAAGGUCGUUGAAGUCCUUCUCAAUCAUAACGCCGACAUCGAGGCGCAAUCCGAGCGAACAAAAGACACACCUUUGAGUCUCGCCUGUUCGGGAGGACGAUACGAAGUCGUCGAACUCCUUCUCAAUAGGAACGCCAACAAGGAACACAGAAAUGUCUCCGAUUAUACUCCGUUGAGUUUGGCCGCUUCAGGUGGUUAUGUCAACAUUAUAAAGUUGCUUUUGAGUCAUGGAGCUGAGAUUAAUUCACGCACGGGGAGCAAGUUGGGAAUUUCGCCCCUUAUGCUAGCGGCAAUGAAUGGACACACCGCCGCUGUGAAACUGUUGCUGGAUAUGGGAAGUGAUAUCAAUGCUCAAAUCGAGACCAAUAGGAACACGGCGCUGACUUUGGCCUGCUUUCAAGGGAGGCACGAAGUGGUCAGCUUGCUGCUAGAUCGGAAGGCUAAUGUUGAACACAGAGCUAAGACUGGCCUCACGCCGCUCAUGGAAGCUGCGAGCGGAGGUUAUGUAGAAGUCGGCCGAGUCCUCCUCGACAAAGGCGCCGAUGUGAACGCGACUCCAGUUCCUUCGUCACGUGACACCGCUCUCACCAUAGCCGCCGAUAAAGGGCACGUCCGUUUCGUAGAACUUCUUCUCUGUAGAGGCGCUCAAAUCGAAGUUAAGAACAAGAAAGGCAAUUCUCCGCUUUGGUUGGCCGCAAACGGUGGUCAUUUAGCCGUCGUUGAGUUAUUAUACAAUGUCAAUGCAGACAUUGACUCGCAAGACAAUAGAAAAGUCUCCUGCUUGAUGGCGGCGUUUCGAAAAGGUCACGUUAAAGUGGUUAAGUGGAUGGUACAUCACGUGACACAAUUUCCGAGCGAUCAAGAAAUGAUCCGCUAUAUUUCGACCGUCAACGAUAAAGAGUUGUUAGAGAAAUGCCAAGAGUGUGUGAAGAUUAUUCGAGCCGCCAAAGAGACACAGGCGGCUAAGGCGAAUAAAAAUGCGACGAUUUUGUUAGAAGAGUUGGAUAUGGAGAAAAAUCGUGAGGAGACAAAGAGACUCGCUGCUGCGCGAAGAAGGGAACGAAAGAAGAAAAAGAAACUUGAAAAGAAGGAAGAGAGGCGUAAGUUACUCGAGGAGAACAAAAAGAACGAGAAUUAUGAUGAGAAAGAUAAGAAAAUCGUCGAGGAUGAAAAAGGCGAAGAGGAGGAUAACGUCCAAGAUAACAUCGAUCCGGCAAUUCGUAACGGCGAUUCCGCCGAUAAAGAAGAGGGUGAUAGUGGAAUAGAUGCCAACAGCCAAGGCAGUUGCUCAAGUAACGAUAUCAAACCGAACGAUAAGCGCAAAGACAAAAAGAAAAAGAAAGCUAAUUCGAAUUCGAAAACCAGCAGUCCUUCGACCAAAGCCGGUUCGAGUAAAUCACAAAAUCUAACCGAACCAGCUCUCAAACGUAACGAGAAAAAUUCAGAAAACAAAAAAUCAGCUCAACAAUUCAGAAAGGGUCUUGUUUUUGAAGCGACGAAAAGUCCAGCUGAACGUGACGAUUUCGAAGCUACAGGAAACGAAAACUACGUUUCAAACAAGUCGAAAAAGACACACAAUUAUGAUGAAAAUCAAACUAAAAACGGCACAUCUACCAGUCCGAAACAGUCGUCGAAACGAGAGGAAGGCUGGAAGGAAGUUGUGAGGAAGUCGUCAGUGCAGACGGUUUCGAUGUCCGAAUCCGGGGUUAAGAAAGUCUCAGUACCGUUAAAUGCGAUUUCGCGAGUUAUCGGACGAGGUGGGAGUAAUAUUAACGCAAUUAGGGGCGCUACAGGGGCACACAUAGAAGUGGAAAAGCAGAGUAAAGGGCAAGGGGAAAGGAUUAUUACGAUUAAGGGCGCACCGGAUGUUACAAAACAAGCACAUUCGUUAAUUGCGACGCUGAUUAAAGAUCCCGAUGUAGAUAUUUUGCAAAUGCUUCCGAAAACGAACAAAACAACGUCGACUACGACUACAUUGUGGGACAAGACUCAAAUCGGGACGAAAAAAGUUGCCGGCAAAGUGUUGACCGUGACUCAACCAUCAGCAACCACAACGACCCAAUCAAAAACCAUCCAAACUGUCGCACCUUCGGUGAGUUCAACGUCGCGUUCGUCUACGACAACUGUAAAACUCCGCGGAGCCGUCCCUGUAAUAACAUCACGCGUCACAGCCCCACGUCUAGUAGCCCAAGCCGAGAAAAACGCCGUUGCUCAAAUCGCAGCAGUCCGUGCUUCAGCCCCUCACACCACCUCAUCAUCAACGAAUCGCCCAACUAAACUAAUAACAACAACAGCGACACAAACCUUCGCCGCAAAACUCUCCGAAACAACAGCCAAUCAACUGUCGAUUUCGGUCAAGGGUCGAAACUUGGGGCUUCCGGUGACCACCGCCGGUCCAAUUUCCCCACAAGCGAUACCUCACAGUUCUACUAACACAGUCACCUCACCCAAACACAACCGACCGACCCCGACAGCUUCAGCACCGCCGAAUAUGCAACACUACCAAAGUCCGGGAAAAGGACAAAUUUUCGGCAGUGCCCCCCCGAGUAAUGUCACAGUUCCGGUUUCAGAAGCGGCUCGAAGUACAACACCCUUGACUCACAACAUACAAGACGAGGGUUUGCAAACUCCUUCGCAAUAUUCGUUAUUUACGUCAGAUCAGCCGAUGUGGAGGCGCGAAAACGAAUCUCAGAAGAACAAUUAUUCGUCAGUUGCGAGCGGUGCCAAUCCACAAAACGUAAUCCCGGCCAAAUUCAUGGAUCAAGACCCACCUCAAGUGGUGGACGUGUCUAAAGCACCAGGCUAUCGAGGCGGAACGGUCUGUUCUCCCGUUUCCUCCAAAACCAGUAGCAACAGUACCACACCUCCUAACAUCUCCGCCAGUUCCUCCUUUCAAGUGUACCCCGAACCGGCCAAAACCCAACCCCUCCCCCCCAUCGGGAGCAACAUCCGCCCGCAACCGACCUCCCAAAACGACAACUUCUACUCCGAAUUCUUCAAAUCGAGCAACAUUCCUCACAUGCUCAACGACACUCAACUGCUACAAUCCUACCCUAAAAACCUCAACUACCCCCAACCUAACAUGCCCCUAGCAAGUGUCUCGCGUCUUAAUCCCAAAGCGCCCGAUUUUUCGAGCACUGUGUACAACGCCAUGCCUAAGCAACCCCAACUGUAUAACGGAUUCAUCCCGAGCAACAACGCCCUCUAUUCCGGGAAUAAAGGCGUGGAUUCGUACCAUAGGUCGCGAUGGCCUCUCAUGCAGAUGCAACAGCCGUUCACUCAACAACAGAGCGAAUUGAUCAGUGGGAUGGCCACCGGGAUGACGUUGCAGACCUUGGCGAGGGUCACCGGGAGUGAGGUCUUGGAAAAUGGACCCGAUUUGGGGAUGGUAAACCACUCGCCGAAUAUGUCGCCGAAUUUGCCAGGGAUGCAAGGGGAGUAUUGUGAGGAUCGGAAGCAGCCACAACCGAUCGGGACGGAAAGGAGGAAGUAUCCGAAUAUUGACGGGUGCUGGAUGUACGGGAACGAGAAGAGGUGGCCAAACAAUGAGUACGGAGUGGGGAGAGGCCAGGUGUAUUCCGAAGAGUUGCCGCAGUAUGUUGAUCAGUUUCCGCCUGCGGUGCCUUUGGAGAACCCCCACAAUUUCUCGAACGGACCAAUGCCCUAUAUGUUGCAACAGCAGCCGAUAGGGCCGCGCCCAACUGAUUUCAUCCCGGUGGAAUUGAAAGACUUGUCUUGGGACGGUAGCCGACCGAAUUUGAACGAUAUUCAAGAGAAAUCGCAACACGGUUGGGCGGGAAUGUCGAAAUGGAACCAGUAAUCACUGACUAUGACCCAAACAGAACUAUAAGCAUUUUUGACAAAGUCCAUCGUGCGAAAUUUAGCUUACAUCUUUGUGAUCUUUGGGAUACAAGUUUUACAGUAGAACCUAGUACUAGUUUUUGUUUAUGGUAUCUCUCUUGAAGUACACUCACGUCAUGUGCAAGUGUCUGGUUAGGAGGCCCAUUAUACAGGCCACGAGCCCCCUUGCCUGCAUUCGGUGUAUAUAAGGAAAAAACCUAUUCAGAUCAUUAUUCUAAUUGUAGUAUGUUGUUUGCAUGUCCCAUUAUUUGGUUUUUAACUGCUUAUAGUUUACGAAAUAAACUGUUUUACUUGAUUAUCUUUUGUAGCCGAUUUGGAUCAUGAAUGAUACAGCUUCACUAGUGGCUCCAAAAACAAGCCGAUUGUCGAGCUGAAGUUAGAAUAUAUAAUUAUAACAUAACACUAUGUAUAAUGUAGUAGUUGCGCAAUGGUGUCGAGGGAUUGGCGAUAGGGACAAGUGUUAACUUGUGAAUAAUUUGUUCUCUAUUCGAAUAUUUACUUUCUUUUUCUUACAUGUGUAAGCGCAGUGUUUGUAUGCCUCACGUCUGGGCUACAGCCCGGCACAAGCACUCGGUGGGUAUCGCUAACUCCCACGAAACUGUAGGGUUAUUAUUAUACGGAUCAUUAUGUAAUAUUGCUUGUACAUGAAGACUUAAAUAUAUCUUUAUGCACUGUA
Messenger RNA from Tribolium castaneum (red flour beetle), 8980 nucleotides. RefSeq names its product multiple ankyrin repeats single KH domain (gene mask). Gene Ontology annotation, biological process: innate immune response. Gene Ontology annotation, cellular component: cytoplasm. The record is from RefSeq and is a predicted model, not a curated record. Gene Ontology annotation, molecular function: RNA binding; protein binding. The transcript is spliced from 19 exons. NCBI's taxonomy places the organism in Eukaryota, Metazoa, Arthropoda, Insecta, Coleoptera, Tenebrionidae. The coding region runs from base 161 to 8263 and encodes 2700 amino acids.